Molecule: messenger RNA, 2303 nt
Organism: Chelonus insularis
Lineage: Eukaryota; Metazoa; Arthropoda; Insecta; Hymenoptera; Braconidae
Gene: Cdc16
Product: cell division cycle protein 16
Exons: 10
Coding region: 307-2268 (653 amino acids)
Biological process (GO): positive regulation of mitotic metaphase/anaphase transition; cell division; protein ubiquitination
Cellular component (GO): anaphase-promoting complex; cytoplasm
Molecular function (GO): protein binding
Source: RefSeq, a predicted model, not a curated record
UAGGUAAUGUUGCAGCUAAUGGAUCAAAUGAAGCUGCAUUAUCUUGCCAUCCAUGAACUGCAAUGAUUGGCUGAACAUCAGUAGAUCCCCAAAAUUUUCCUCAAUAUUUUUUUGAAAAUAAUUCUUUCCCACCAUCUGAAGAUAACAAAGGAAUUUAUUUAUUUAUUCAUGAUCUAUAAAGCAGCUAAAUAACAUACCUAUAUUACAUUGCAUGACGUAUGCAUACAUGCUGAAAAUGAUGGAAAUAAGCUUGCAUGCACAUAAACACACAUAACCUCUAAAUUGUUUCUGAAAUUUGAAUGAAGUAUGGCGCGACAAGAUUCUGAUGUUGAUUGUAACGGAAUGCAAAACAUUUCUGAUACAAAAAAUAUCUUAGACAACUAUAGAAAGUUAGUGAAGUCGUAUGCAGAUCUUCAUCUUUAUAGUGCAGCAUUAUUUUGGGCUGAUAAAAUAGCUUCAUUAAGUAAUGAAGACCCUAAGGAUAUUUGUACUUUAGCACAAUGUAUGUACCUUAUGAAACAAUACCACAGAGCAGCUCAUUGCAUCCGGAGUCGAGGUUUAGAAAAGACGGACUAUAUGUGCCAUUAUUUAACAGUUAGGAGUCUCCUAGAGGCCAAAGAGUUCAAUGAAGCCCUUCAAGUUAUCAAUGAAUCUGAACUCUGUUCUAACAUUUCACAGUCAGGUGUCAGUUUUAUAGAUCAUACAAAUAUUUUAACAGACGCUCCCAAAAAUGUACAGAGUGCAAUACUAUACGUUAAAGGUCGAGUUUAUGAAGCGAUUGACAAUAGAGCAGUUGCAACUGAUUGUUACAAACAGGCUCUUCACUAUGAUGUAUAUUCUUAUCAAGCUUUUGAAGCUCUUGUUCAAAAUCAAAUGCUUUCAGCUUCUGAAGAAAGAGAAUUAUUAGAUUCUUUGCCCUUCAAUGAACAAUGUUCUGAAUCAGAUAGAGAUUUAUUGAAAUUAUUAUACGAAAGUAAAUUGAAAAAAUAUCAAGCUCCAUCUGAAGAUUUGGCGUUAAUAACGAUGGGAAUGAAAGGAAUACUUGUGUCUGAUGGACUACAAAAUAAUUUAGACAUGCAAGUUGCUAAAGCUGAAAGAUUAUAUUAUAAUUGUGAUUACCAACAAUGUUUUGCACUGACUGAAGCUAUUUUAAAAAAGGAUCCAUAUCAUAGUACUUGUUUACCAGUUCAUAUUGCUUGUUUAGUAGAACUAAAAAAAACGAAUGCAUUAUUUUAUUUAGCUCAUAAACUUGUUGAUUUAUAUCCCGAUAUGGCACUUGCUUGGUUUGCAGUUGGCUGCUAUUACUUUGCAAUUGGAAAAAGUGAUCAUGCAAGAAGGUAUUUAGCAAAAGCUACUGCACUCGAUCGUUUAUUUGGUCCAGCGUGGUUAGCAUAUGGUCAUUCAUUUGCAGUUGAAAAUGAACAUGAUCAAGCUAUGGCGGCUUAUUUUAAAGCUUCUCAAUUGAUGAAAGGAUGUCAUCUUCCUCUUUUGUACAUUGGUCUUGAAUGUGGUUUAACAAAUAAUUUGAAAUUAGCUGAUAAAUUUUUCCAACAAGCUCAAAAUAUAGCUCCUAAUGAUCCAUUUGUCAUUCAUGAAACAGGUGUUAUAUCUUUUUUCAACUUUGACUAUAAAACUGCAGAAAGGCAAUUUAAAGAAGCUUUAAAUAGAAUUCAAAAUGGAUUGAAAAAUGUUGUUUUACCCAGUAAAUGGGAAGCAUUAUUAAAUAAUUUAGGACAUACAUGUAGGAAGCUAAAAAAAUAUGAAGAAGCAUUAGAUUAUCAUCAACAAGCAUUAGUGUUAAAUUCAUUGAAUCCAUCAACAUAUUCAGCGAUAGGGUUUAUCCAUGCGUUGAUUGGUAAUACUCAAGAAGCUGUUGAUGCAUUUCAUAGAGCCUUAGGUAUUCACAGAGAUGAUACAUUUACUACUACGAUGUUGGGCUAUGUUUUGGAACAAUUGAUAGAUGAAGGUCCACCUUUCCCAGAAGCACCUAGUGAAAUGCCAAAGUAUAAAUUCUCUGAAACUCAUCAACCUCCAGAAGUUUCAGAAUCUUCAGAAACUCCAGCAACAGGAUCUGCUCAAGAAGAAGAUAUCGAUAAAUUAAGAGUUAAUUUAUUUUCAACUUGGGGUGAAGACUCAAGUAAAGCAGAUGAAAAUUUAUCGCAAAAAUGCGAUCGAUCUCGAGACGUUAAUUUUUCUCCAAUGUCUCCAAAUGAGAUGGACUCAGAAGUUGAAAUGCUAGACUCAUCAACUGCACAUAUAGAAUAUUAAAUUAUUAUUGAAUAAAAAAUUAUUUUCUAUUACUG